Hemibagrus wyckioides is the source of this 7682-nucleotide messenger RNA. Its product is annotated as B-cell scaffold protein with ankyrin repeats-like. Gene Ontology annotation, molecular function: signaling receptor binding; protein tyrosine kinase binding. Gene Ontology annotation, biological process: B cell activation; negative regulation of phosphatidylinositol 3-kinase/protein kinase B signal transduction; negative regulation of B cell activation. The record is from RefSeq and is a predicted model, not a curated record. Lineage: Eukaryota; Metazoa; Chordata; Actinopteri; Siluriformes; Bagridae. Bases 106 to 1977 code for a protein of 623 amino acids. The transcript has 16 exons.
CUCCUAGUCUGUUACCAGAUAUUAACACAAAGAAACUUGUGUGUGUUCAAACACACCUUCCUGUGUGUAGAUCGCCGUGCCGCUUGCAUCCGCCUAGACGGAAAGAUGAGCAAAACAGGUAAAGAGCUGCUAAUCAUCUUUGAGAAGGAGGCAGACCAGUGGGCCUCGUACAUGCGCUCCAUCCUGGCCAGAUCUGUCCCAGAGACGGGCAUUUGUUGCUACAACAUAGCUAUGGUGUCCAGUCGGCGAGACAACUUCCUGGAGCUGAAUGGCUACAAGUGCAAACUGCUCAUCCUGUCACGGGGUAUGCUGGAAGGCAUGUGCCAAAUGUACCGCUUCUUCUUAGCACGUGUGCUGAGGCCUGAGGCGUGUGUCGUGGUGCUGCUGUGUGGUGUCGAAAGCCUAGAUCCCCUCCUAGAACUCCUUCCUCUGAAGGGUGAAGAAUGUCUUCAGAUCUCGAGUGAACAAGAUGCACAGGAGUACCGCUCUGCUGUGCUCGACAUAAUUCGCAGAGGUGGACAGACAUCAGCAGUGGAUACAAGAAUUACUCAGGAAACAAAACUGGACAGAAGACACUCUGCUGGUGCUGCGGUUGCCAAAUCCUCUCUGCUAGUCCUGCCCAGUCAUGUUCCUUGUGAGAAACCCGGAGAGGUAUUCCUUCUCCUGCGGCAGGCCAUAGCCGGUAAAGACUUGGAAGUGGAGUUCAGUAGGAACAAGCAGAAAGUGAGAGUAAAGCCAACAAACUGGAAUGAGAGCACUCUCAGUGUGACUGCUGCAGAAUUUCCUGCUGGAAAUGUGGCUGUAACGCUCUACUGUGGAGGCGUAAUGAAGGGGAGCACACACCUACAAUACUACAACACUAUGGGAGAGAUUUCUCGCCUUCUCAAGCAGGCUGCAGACCCGAUGAACUUCAUGUGCCAGGCUUUUCAGUCAUCCUCCUCAGAGAAGCUGGAUCACAUUCUAGCAGCAUGUGUGGUGAAGAAGAUGCCUACUGGAGGUUUCCUGGGACUGCAGACUGAUCAGACUCCAGCUGGAGUAUCCAACUCGGAGGACAUCCCAACUCUGCUGCACUUUGCGGCGCAGUACGGGCUGAAAGAUCUGGCCAGCGUUCUGCUGCAGUGCCCUGGAGCUCAGCAAGCCAUGAGGAGCCCCAACCGUUUUGGACACACACCUCUGAUGCUAGCACAUGCAAACGGACACUCGCAGCUCCAAGUCCUGCUGCAGGAGUCACUGGCCAAGAGCAGCAAUGAUGAAACGACUGAGGACAACAGUGUAUACGAGUUGAUGGGCAGUACUGUGAAUCUGCGGGUUGCUGAGAGCCGUGAUCAGCCUCACACAGGGGGAGCCGGAGAAGCUAAUGUGCAGGCGAAAAACGAUGAUGAUCCCUAUACACUUGAAGUGAAUGAUGAAGAAUAUGACACUAUCUUGACCUCUGGAAGCUCAACAGUGAUGGCCAACCGCCCUCCUGCACCUGCUCCUCGACCUGAGAGUCUCCCCAGCAAGGAGGAGAACGUGUCUUUCAUCGCUCAGGUUUUCCAGAAGAAAAUGUCCCAGGGAGAUACUGAAACUCUCUACUCUCUUCCUGCUAAGCAAACCAGCGGUCAAGACUCAUGCACAUACGACACCUUUAUCCCGGGUCCAGCACCGGGACUGGAUGAGCUCAUUAAACUGCAGGAGCAGGUGAAGAAAGGAUCACUCAGCGUGGACGAGGCCUUGGAGAGAUUCAGUGACUGGCAGAGGGUUCAGAAAGGAUUAGAUGGCAUCCAACAGGAAAAACUACGGCAGUUGCGGGCAAGCAUCAUGAAUAACAGAGAGGAUGAUGACAGCGUCUAUGAUAAAAUCAACAUCGUUCAUCACAUGCCACCCGCAACUGCAAAAGAAUGCCGAAGAGGAAGCCAGCAAGCAGAGGGGAAUUUCUACAGCAAACCAGUCAAAGGACAGCAUUCAAAUUUCUUUCGGAAAGCAGAUAAGCGAUAAAAAAAUAUAUGAAGACGUUUUAAGUUUCUAGCUGCUCUAACAGGAGGCACACCGGAAGCAUCCAAUGUGGAACUGUGAUAUCAUCUGAAAGGAAUCAGAACACACACACACACACACACACACUCAUCUCACAUUCUCAGGAAUCUUCUCGUUUCUUUUUUUACAUCUACUGUUUUACUGUGCUAAGAUUCGCAUUAUGUAACAUGAACAUUACAGCAGUUUUGAAAUGGAAAAGUCCCUAAAUUCUCUUUCUAUUUUUUUUUCUUUAUGUACACUCCUUGUCAGAUGCACCUCCAAGUGCCUUCUUAUAUAAAAUCUCCACAAGGGGGUGCUAUCUUACCAGACAUGCUGAUGAUAAAACAGGGCCUGUCGUUAUUAAUUCACUUCCUUUGAUAGACAAACAAGGCUCUUGCACGUCCCUUUUCCCCCCAGCAGACUCCUCAAGUGCCAUACGGAUCACUAACUGCAUGUGAGGACACAAACAAACGUCUCAAAAAGAAAAACAUACGAUGGCGCGCAAGUGAGGUCUUGCCUGUUAUGGUGGUGUCAAGGGAUUUGGGAGAGCUAAAGUGGCUCUGCGAUGCACGGUAUGCUGCUAACUUGUUCUGUUUGCCAAACCCAAGCAGCUGGACACGUUUGCAUGAUCAGUCAUGCUCUUUGUGAAUAAUAUGUAUUAAAGCCCCCACACUCGUGCCGUGUUUGGAAGCAGCAGUUUUGCCUUUGGAGAUGAUCCGGCUCCAGCAGCCCCAGUGGCAUUUGAGGAGCGGGUUUUGCCCGUCACCUGCUGCUCUGGGAAGGAGCCGAGCUUCAUGAUCCUAGGCUGGAGGCGGCUUCACUUUCCUUCUUCACCUUCAUCGUAUAUUCUACAGCUUCAUGAGAGGGAACAGGCUGUAUCAGAAUCCUCCUUGUACAUGGUUCCAGAUCUAAGGACAUUUACAAUAUGACAGUUGUCUCUUGCCAAAAUCAACUCACUUGAUGUAUGUUAGUGAAAUGAGUCUAAUUAAUGAAACUGCUUGUCCAUUAGUCUGCUAUGGAAAGAUGCCACAGGAGUUCUUACUUUUCUCAAGCUGGGACGGAGUUGAUAAACCCUUCAUGAAAGAUUAAGGCUUCCCUGAAGUAUAGAGCUUUAUCUGCGACAGAGCAGAGGGCAGGAUUAGAAUGCAGAUGCAUCAACAAUGCUGUCAUAAAACCGCAAACUGAUAAAGAUCCAGUGCAGCUGAGGCUCGUACUCAGCACCGAGCCGUUAUUUCAGCUCAUCUCUCCAUGUGACGUUUAAAAAAAAAUUUUUUUUGGAUUUCAUAAUGAAACUAUCCAGAAGCCUGCUGGAAAAUCUACUGUUUUGAAUGGACACAAAAAGGGAUAAAAAGGCAAACAUGGAUAUUUGGAUUGGGUUUUGGUAAACGUCCAGCAAUAUGCAAGUGCACACACACACACACACCUAUAACAUCAUCAUCGUCAUCAUCCUCCGGAUUAAGAACCAGAAAUUAUGCACAGCUGUUCCUCUUUCUGCACCCUGAUAAAAAUCAGGCAAUUUCACAGUCAGUGGCAUUCUUUCAUCCCCUAAUCCCUUGGCAUGUGUACAGUAUACGUGACCCUCCUCGGAAAAAGGGCCGAGGCCACAGUUGUGGAACCUCAGAUCCAGGACAGGAGCUUCUCAUUCACAGAAAGCAGGUUACAAUGAAUAAAUAAGGAGUUAUAUGCAGCAGCAAUGUUUGAGACGACCCAAUUUCACAUAGGAUUCACAUUUGGAUUUGACUUUUUUAGGUAUGAGGACAAAAUCAUCACAUCUAAUGUAAUUUUCCUGCAACUUUCCAAAAGAAAAAGUCAUGAUUCUGCCUUGCUUGGAUGUAUGCCAAUAGCUUUAUAUUGUUUCUUCUAAGGCUUGGCUGUUUGAUCAAAUGCUUCGUGAUAGACGAAAGAUCGUGAAAGAUCGUGAUAAACCGGAAAACAGGAAAACCUUCACCUUCAGGAAAUCAUAACUGCUUUGAUUUUUUUCACCAAUGCACAAUACAAUCAGAGUCAGCGCUCCUUUUCCAUAUCCGCUCACAUAUUAUGCUAAACAUGUAACUCAUCACUGACAGCAUUAAAUAAAAAGGCAACCUGAGAUAUAUACCGCAGAUUGCAGCAUCAAAAUUAGCACAGCACUUUAAAUCCUGGAGAUGUUUGUUUGAACCGGGCUUAGUGCAGAAAUUGACUCAAAUUAACCAGAAGAGCAAACUACUUACAUUAUAGAUGCUAUGCAUCUCUAGGGUUUUGAAAACAUCUUGAUUAGUAAGUUGUUAAUGGUGUGGGAUCUCAGUUGUGAGUAUUUGUAGUGCAGACGACGAGGGCUGGAGUGAUUGCUAAUCAGUGCAUAUAAGAGCCAGGUGUUAGCUUGGGUUGUGGCUUGAUAGAUGCCAGGAUCCUUCUUCUAAUGCCUGUCUGUGUCCUUUAGUAAUGCUGACUGGCUGAAUGCACUCACUGUGAUAUUCUUCUGUUACAGCAAUGCAGUGUUUGAGGGAAAAAAACAAACAAACUGAUUAAGCUGUAAUUGGAGUUUAAAUAUAAGUGAUUAUUAAGUCACCUUACACAGUCUGGACUGUUUAUAGCAAAUCUGAUUGUGGUCAGAUUCGUGGAAAAACAUGGUCUCUCUUAAAUUGUAGUAAUAGUUCAGUAGUAAUUGUUUGUUUGUUUGUUUUAAUCCAUUUGCGGCUAGCACAUUAACCUGGAAGACUAAGUACAGUCUCAUCAUGUCAUAUCCCUAAAAAUCCUGUAUCCUUAAGCCGAUAUAAAUAUCAAUUUAUGUGGCAUUAUGUUAUAUAUAUUUUUUCUUUGUAAACAUUAUAAACCAGUCUAUAAGGCACAUUUUUCCAAAACAAUAUUUCUUUCUUUCUUUCUUUCUUUCUUUCUUUCUUUCUUUCUUUCUUUCCUUCUUUUUAUUAUUAGUUUCUAGGUGACUAGCAUUCGAGACAUUUUACACAUUCAUCCCUAUUACUAUUUAGAAGAUUAUUGAAUGUUGGAAAUGCUUUAUAUAUUUUUAUUAUUUUAUUAUUAUGUUUAUAACAGCUCCUAUUUUCUUGAUAAUAUUCCUUCAAAUUCUUUCACAGUUCUGUAAACAUCUUUCUCUAAAAUGUGUACCAGUGAAACAAGCAUUUUUAACCUUUUAGCUCCAAAGACAAGAUUUUAUAAAGUCUUUAUAAAGUAUGUAAUUAAAAGAAGCCUGCUUUAUAUAAAUAAAGGCAAACAUUUGAAAAAGUUCCAGUGUAUUACUUGCCAGUAAUGCACUUGCAAAGAUGUGAGAUCUACUGGUUUUUAAUAAAUGAUCCGUGUCAUCUUAAGUUUUUCCAUUGAAACUUUUCCAUAAACAUCUUUCGGGAUACAAGCCAAAGUGUUUAUAAAAUAUACACAAUGGAUAUAUUAAUUAUACCAAAAUAAAACAUCAACAAGAUAUCGGAAAACUAUGCAGUAAAGGAAUCAGAGGCUGGAUUAAGAUACCAAGGGGCAUAAUUAACAAUAAAUAGAUACCUCUGCCCUUCAGAUAAUUAAUAUUAAUCAUUGCCUUUCUAUAAAACAGAAUUUUUUUCCCACCCAAGGUUCAGUUCAACUCACUUCAGUUUUAUUUGUCUAUCACUUUUAAUAAUACACAAAGCAGCUUCACAGAAAUCUGUAAGCAGAUCCUCUUCAUCCAGAUAGUAAGAUUAUAAAUCAUCAACCAAUCACAAAGUAAGACUAUUUAUAAAUGUAAAAGAGAAACUGAUAAUCCACAGUGCUUUAGAGCAGCAGAAAACUGAGUAAGGAUUGAGGCUCGUCUCUCUCUGCCUCUGCGUGGUAUGUAAGCUGUGCACGCUGUGUGCAUGCAACUACCCCUUGGAAUGUACUUUUUAAGCCUUCACCGGCACCCAAACACCCCUAGAGGUAUAGCUAUUCAAGCAUACUGACUCCAUCCCAAGCUUCUCUGCCACACUGAUGCCUCCCCCCUGAGAAACUCAAUCCCUGAAGGGUGAAGUAGCAUCUGCCAAGAGGGCAAGGGUACGUGGGGCACUGUGGCAUCGUGGGCCCCUGCCGACCCUUCAUCCAUCUGAUCAGGGGCCAAAUGAGGCCCCCAGGGUGAGGCUGUGCCCCUUCGCCUGCAGCUCACAGGCAGAUUAGCAGCUCUAUUCAGCUCGGGGCUUUUGUGCGGCAGCACCCAGGCGAGGUCCAGCUGUCUGCGGCCACAGGGAUGCACUAAUUCCACUGCAGGUCAGCAGCUCUGCAUUUUCAAGCAGCUCCUAAAAGGUCACAUCCGCUCAGGAGAAUCCAGACGACCAGCAUUAGCGUCCUCGCACAGUCCCAGUGACCCGUGGUCCCACCCUCACCCCCCCCGCAAAGUCGGCACUCGGGCUGAAUCAAAGGCUGAGUUGAUAUACAGGGAAGGCUUAAGGCUUUAUCUUUUAUCAUCACUUCAAUCCUUCCAAGAGGGAGUUGAGCCUUUGAAGCUGAUGGUUAUGUUUUCAUAAGGAUGUUUUGACUGCUUGAUGCGUCUUAGUAAAGGCCCGUCGUUCGUUCUGUGUGUAUUGGGGCAUUUGAUUUAGUGUAUUUUCACAAGAGGCUUUGUGUUUGAACAGUAUCGAGAGGUCAAUAGCGGUGCAUAUUUAUCAUUAAUGAAUGGCUGGCUUUAUUUCAAAUCUCAUAGAUGCUCUCUGUCUUAAGGCACAUUUUAAUAAUGAAAACAGUGCCAGAGUUAGGGAAUAGCUGAUAAGUUUUCCGUGCUCUGUCUUUAUAUUCUUGCCAAGAAAGGUUUUUCAGGGUAAACGUCAUGAUUUGUAAGAAUAAUCUCAUUAUUGCCAUUAUGCACAACACGAGAAAAGAGACCAGGCACUAAACUGUGAGAACUGUUACUCUGUAGUACUCACGGCAUUUAAAACAAAAACCUCAGAAAAAGAAUACUGCAUAUUUUUCAUGAGAAAAUUCCCGGUCAUGACUUUUGGAAAUGAAUUCAAAUGCAUUUAACUAUGUAAGUAUGGCGCAUGCUAUCCUUAAGAGCCAGAACGCAAACAAUGAAUUAACCACAAUUGCUGUCCUGAUUGAAAUGUUUCCAUCAGUAAGCUCUUUAAAAACAAAAAUACACUCAGUUUGGAAACCUAAUCAUUCUAGUUUUCCACAGAGGUUCUGUUUGCUACCUUUUUGUAAACAAAAACCAUCCAUAUAGCCAGUGAUGAUGCGAGACCGAACACUAGUCCUUAAAAAAGAUGAAAAUCAUGACGGCAAAGACACAAAAAUAUGGUGUGACAGCAACAAUCUCAGUCCUGAAAACACUUCUCGCUGGAACAAGCCUUAGCAACAAAAGAGAUUAAUUGUUCCAACACAUGUGCAAUAAUUGCUUGACUCGAUGCCCAACCAAUAGAGUGUGCAAUGCCAGUCCACAGAGUAAUCAAGGUGAUUUGGCAAGCGCUGCCUUGCAUACAUCGUACCGUAAAGUCAUCAUCCUAUGCUGCACAAGAGCUGCCCACACAUUGCCUUGAGGGCCUUCCUGUGCCAGAGUUGGGAAUGUAAAUGGGAACCAGGGGCACUGACUAAUCAAAUAGAAGUGUGUCUGAAUGCUCUUUGUCAGCAUUAUGACUGAGAUCGGACUAUUCACUGUGUGUUCUGUGGUGAGCCAUAAUAAAUAUCACUGCCUCUAAGGGAUAGCAGUGUAUAUCGGAGACAGAUGAAUUGUGUCAUUUCCUUGAAAUUUCUAUAUGAAUGUC